Messenger RNA from Cavia porcellus (domestic guinea pig), 3129 nucleotides. Its product is annotated as sialic acid-binding Ig-like lectin 5. NCBI's taxonomy places the organism in Eukaryota, Metazoa, Chordata, Mammalia, Rodentia, Caviidae. The transcript is spliced from 9 exons. The record is from RefSeq and is a predicted model, not a curated record. Bases 89 to 1762 code for a protein of 557 amino acids. Gene Ontology annotation, cellular component: plasma membrane. Gene Ontology annotation, biological process: cell adhesion. Gene Ontology annotation, molecular function: sialic acid binding.
UCCUCAUCCCCAAAGAUGUGCUUCCCCUCCACACGCCCUUCUGUCUCUGCUCCCCACCCCGCGACUCUCCUGACUCUCCGGCUCCGAGAUGCUGUGGCUGCUGCUGCUGCCCCUGCUGUGGGAAGGGUCCCUGGCUGCUCAUACUCCAGGAUUCCAACUGACAGUGCCAGAGUCCGUGGCGGUGCAGGAGGGACAGAACAUCUCCAUACCCUGCAAUGUCUCCUACCCCAUGAAAGAGUGGAACAGUUCUACUCCAGCUCUGGGCUACUGGUUCAAGAAAGGGGCGAAUGUUCACCAGGAUCCUCCAGUGGCCACCAAUGACCAGCACCGUCCAGUGUUGAAAGAGACAAGGGGACGAUUCCUUCUGCUUGGAGACCCCAGGACCUGCAACUGCUCCCUGCACAUCAGAGACGCACAGAACAGGGACACAGGCGUCUACUUCUUCAGGAUGGAGCGAGGCCGUUACGUGCGAUAUAGUUACAUACAGGACCAACUCUGUGUCUCUGUGAUGGCUCUAACAGAGACCCCUACCAUCCGCAUCUCAGGGACCCUGGAAUCUGGUCACCCUGGGAGCAUAACCUGUGAAAUGCCGUGGCCUUGUGAGCAGAGGACGCCCCCCACCUUCUCCUGGAUUGGAGAGAAUCUCACUGGUACACUGGGCCCCAAGACUCCCCGCUCUUCUGUGCUCACUAUCACCCCACAGCCACAGGACCAUGGCACCAACCUCACCUGCCAAGUGACUUUCCCUGGAGCUGCUGUGACAGUGCACAAGACUGUCCAGCUCAACGUGUCCUAUGCUCCACGGAACAUGACCAUCCAGGUGUUCCAGGGAAACGGCACAGGACCUAAGGCCCUGUCUAAUGGUUCAUGGUUCCAUGUUCAAGAGGGCCAGACUCUGCACUUGGUGUGUGCUGUGGACAGCAACCCACCUGCCACGCUGAGCUGGACCCGGGGGAGCCUGAUCUUGCAGCACUCCCAGCAAGCACACCAUGGGGUUCUGGAGCUGCCUCUGGUGGAACCGGAGGACGACGGGAAAUACGUGUGCAGAGCUCAGCACCGUCUGGGCUCUCUGAGAGUGUCUGUGAGCCUUUUUGUGAGGAGCUCCCUCCAGCUGCUGGGGCCCUGGUGCUCCUGGGAGACUGAGGGUCUGCACUGCAGCUGCUCCUCCCAUGCCUGGCCGGCUCCUUCCCUGGGUUGGUGGCUCGGGGAGAGGCUGCUGGAGGGGAACAUCAGCAACGCCUCCCUCACGGUCUCCACCAGCUCAGCCGGGUCCUGGACCAACAUCUCCCUGAGCCUCAGAGAGGAGCUGUGCUCCAGCCUUAAGCUCAGCUGCCAGGCCUGGAAUCCCCAUGGAACCCAGAGUGUCACUGUCCUGCUGCUGCCAGAGAAACCAGGACCCAGGACAGGAGCAGUUCAGGGAGCCAUUGGGGGAGCUGGUGUCGUGGUCCUGCUUGCCGUGUGUCUCUGCUUCAUCUUUUUCAUGGUGAAGACCUACAGGCAGAAACUGUCAGUAAGGCAUGCAAGUGGGGAUGUCACUCAUCCUGUGACGAGCACCGUCUUCCUGGGUCACCUGAACGCAUCCACGUCCUUGGCAGACAGCGCCGUAGGGGAUGCCCCAGCCCACCCCACCGCUGAAGCUGCAGGGGAGGAGCAGGAGCCCCAUUACGCCUCCCUCAUCUUCCAGGGACUGAGGCCCUGGAAGCCUCAGGUCCAGGAGGACUCCAGCACCACGGUGUACUCAGAGAUCCGGGUCCAGAAGUGACAGCGCCGUCCUCCCGGGCCAGCUCUGGCUGGGGCCCCGAAGAGACCAGACUGAAGGAUGUGUGUAUCCUAGGCGGGUGCUUGGGGUCAGCAGCCCUCGGAAUCAGGAGCUGUGAGUCAGAAGGCACAGUUCCUUAACUGGCUGGAAGUCACCUGGUAGUGACCUUCAAGUCAUUUGGAAGGUCAAACCCAGACUCUGUCACCUCGGGCAAGUGACUCUACCUUCCUAUACCUCCCUUCCUCCUCUGUAAAAUACAGAUGAUGUUCAUUAGGCACCUCAAGUGAGAAAACGGCACAAUGCGUAUUGUUAAGUAUGCUGUAUGUGAAUAACUCGUGGCAAUGUCUACUCAGCAGAAUGAGGGAGUUGUAUUUUUCUGACUCUAUGACACAAUUUGCGGUUUUUGCUUGACCAUUUUUAAGAGCAUAUAUUAUUUCAAAAAAUAAAACUUGCCCAGCAUGUAGCUCAGCAGCAUAAACACCUGCUUGGCAACUGCGAGGCCGUGAAUUCUAAAUCCGGUCCCAAAAGUAAAUAAAUAAAUAAAAAAUAAAAGUAAAAUAUAAAUAAAAAACCUUGUUGGUAUAGAAGCCAUGUCUCAACACAUUUAUCUAACAAAGGACUCAUAUCUGGAAUGCAUAAAUAAUAUAUAAAUGUCUCCCAAAGAUCAGUAAGAAAAAAUAGGCAACCCCAAAAUUUGAGAUAUGCAAAUGGCCAAUGAAGAUACAGAAUAGUAUUUCACUUUAACAGCUGUCAAGGAAAUUUAAAUAAAAACCGUAAUGCUGCACUACUACCAAAUUGGCUAAAAUAAACAGUUUUAAUGAUAUCCAGUUGUUAGCAAGUUCACAGAGCCUUAGAGCUCUGACAAAGUGUUGGCGGGGGCAGGGGAUAGAUAGCCAGUAAGAAAACUGUCACUCUACUAACACUGAGCAUCUGAGCCAGCAAUUGUGCACCUAAUUGCACACCCAAAGAAAGCACAUACAGAUGUUCAUCAGCUCCAGAAGGAACCUUCAUAGCAGCUCUAAUUGGAACGGCUGAAAAUGAUACCCAUCCAGUUCCCUUCAGGCAAAUAUACUGCACAAUAUUCAUGUAGCUAAAGAAGCAAAUAAUAACCUCACAUAUAGUUAUGAGUAUUGAAAACAUAAUUUGUGGUGAAAGGACCCAGAAACAAACAAAAAACACCGUGCUACAUGCCGUCUUUAGGAACAGGAAAACUACUCUUUGGGAUUAGAGGUCAGCUGCUGAUGACCAUUGUAAAUUGAUUGUGCCAGGAAAGGGGAAGUAGAGAUUUUCUAGGGGUCCCUGUAAGUAUCUGUUCUUUGUCUGAGUACUAACUGCUCAUGUACAUGAUAUAAAAAGACAUUUUAAUAAAA